AUGGAACACCCUCCUUCUUCUUCUCCUUGUUCAUGUCUGCCCAAACCCAGUGACCUCUCCGACAACCAAGUGAGGUUUCUGAACGAGAAGUUCCAAACCCACCAAGAUCUUGUCCACAAAGCUCCUCCUCUUCACACCUCAGUCCGCACCCACUCCUCUCUUUUGGAUUCUCAUCUUCAACACCUCAAAUCCACUCUCUCCCAUCUCACUGUUUCAUGGAUUCGUCGCUCUUUUUCUGCCAAAACCAAUCUUCACAAUCUCGAUAUCAGUCUACAGAAUCUCAGCCUCGUCACCUCCCAAGGUGGGAGUGGUUGGAAAAAGUUGCAGAAGGUUUUGGGGACUGAACUGCCUCAGCUUGCAAAGGAAGUAAAGGGAAUAGAGAACAUUCGCAGUUAUCUUGAGACUACUCUACAGUUAGAAGCUCUGGUUGGAGAUCUAGAAGAUGCAGUUUUCUGUUUUGUGAAUAGCCAUAGUGGAAAAAUGUUCUCUGCAAUGCUAUCAAAUUCAUCUAACUAUGAAACAAAGCAGGAAAAGUUGCUUCAAGCCAUAAAAGCUUUGAAUGAUUUGGAAGUGUUGGUUGGCCUAGUAAAACUCCGACCGCAGUGGCAUCAUCUUCUGAAAUCUGUUGAUGCUAGGGUGGACAAAACUUUGGCUAUUCUUCGUCCACAAGUCAUUGCAGAUCACCGAGCACUUCUCGCUUCUGUUGGAUGGCCACCAAAACUUUCAGCAUUAAAAAUAGAAAGUGAGCUCUCAGGCCUUCCGAACCCAUUAGUCUUAAUGCAAGGAGAAAAAAGGAAGAGUUAUUCAGAUAGCUUUUUAGCUCUUUGUGCUUUACAGCAUAUACAAACAAGGAGGGAAAAUCGACAACUCAACCUCUCAGGACAAAAGGAGUGCAUAAUACAGCUUUGGGCCAUUGAUGAAAUGGUGUCUCCUAUUGCAUCACGCAUGGAAUACCAUUUCUCAAAGUGGGUUGAUCAACCUGAGUUCAUAUUUGAGCUUGCCUACAAAAUCACCAGAGAUUUUAUUGUAGGUGUGGAUGAUGUCUUGCAGCCUCUAAUUGAUAGAGCAAGAUUGGUAAGCUACAGUGCGAAAGAGGCUUGGGUUUCUUCCAUGGUACAAUUGCUUUCUGAAUUUUUGUCAAAAAGAAUAUUCUCUUCUCUUGCCAAAAGAUACAAGGAGAAACAGAUGAAAUCUGAAGUUAUACUGUCAUGGCUUCAUCUCAUUGACCUUAUUGUUUUAUUCGAUAAACGGAUUCAGUCACUUUUAAGUUCUGAAACCAGUCUGUUUUCAACAGAUUUAGACAGGGUGGAGAGUCUCUCUGGCAACACUUCAGUUUUGAUGAUAUUUGGUAAUAGACCAGAUUGGCUCAAGAUUUGGGCAAAGAUAGAGCUCAAGAAUGCUUGCAAUAAGCUCAAAACAGAUUUGAAAGAUGAAAGAGCUUGGACUGUAGAUGGCAAAGAGGGAGCUGAGUUGCCCUUUGAUACACAACAUUUUCUUAUUUCUACUAGAGAAGACCAUAAAGCCCCGCUAAUUGCAGAGUCUGCCCUUAGAAUCACAUGGGAGAUGGUUGAAAGAUGCCAGACUAUGCCUGUCAUUUUACCACGUUUACAGUUCAUUAGAUUAACUGCUGUCAGAUUCCUGUGGUACUUUUUUAAAGUAUUGCUUGUACAAUGCAAGAGAACUGAAAUUACUCCUGACAAUCCUGAUGAUGAGGCCUUAGUUAGAGUAUGUGGAUCAAUUAAUGCUGCCAAAUACAUAGAAUUGAGGCUUCGACAGUGGAGUGAUGAUGUAAACUUUUUGGAGAUGAAACUUGCUGAAAAUGAACCUAGCAUCCGGAGAAAAGAUAAGAAGACUGAUAUUAAUUUUUUUGGGGAAGAAAUACAAAGCUUGUCUGAGCUCGCCACUAACUGGUUGAUGGAGAUCAUUUCUGUUCUUCUUCAUCAGUUUGAAAUUCUUUCAUGGGAAUAUGUGCAGAAGAUGAAACACUAUGAUCAACAGCCAGAAGACUUGGCUCCUGUGGAAGCAUCAGGAGCUAUGGAUUUAACUAUAUCUGUGGAUUUUGUUGAACCACUUGAUGCUUUGAGAUGUCAUCUUAUUCUUUUGAGAAUGACUCUCAAUGCCACUGAUUUCUUAGAUCUGUGGAGAAGUCUAGCUGAGGGGCUUGACCAUUUCAUAUCUCGCAGUAAUAUCACUUGUGGCAUUCAUUUUUUUGAUAGAGGGAUCAAUCAGUUUGAAACAGAUAUGCAAGCUUUGUUCUCAAUAUUUCAGCCGUUCUGUGUUCGGCCUGAAGCAUUUUUCCCUUCUACUAUAGAGAUUAUGAAGGUGUUGAAAAUGAAGAAAAGAAAAAGGUGA
Molecule: messenger RNA, 2352 nt
Organism: Fragaria vesca subsp. vesca
Lineage: Eukaryota; Viridiplantae; Streptophyta; Magnoliopsida; Rosales; Rosaceae
Exons: 4
Coding region: 1-2352 (783 amino acids)
Biological process (GO): regulation of ER to Golgi vesicle-mediated transport; endoplasmic reticulum to Golgi vesicle-mediated transport; retrograde vesicle-mediated transport, Golgi to endoplasmic reticulum
Cellular component (GO): Dsl1/NZR complex
Source: RefSeq, a predicted model, not a curated record